AUCAGUUACAUAAUUGCAGUCAUCAAAACUUUCAACAAUCAAUCCACCUCUAUAUACAACAUACAAAUCCUUUAACUCAACAAUUGCAUUGUCAUAUUAACACACAAAAAAGGAUGAGACAAGUUGAAAUGUAUACUUUACCCAUAAUUGCAGGCUGCGACUUGAAGACACUAAAUUAACUCAGCUAUUUUUGUUUUUUUGUUUGGUUUUUUCGUUUUGUUAUUUAUUUUUAGUGAUUUUCGUCAUAGUAGUCAUAGCGUAGUAAGGAUUCACUAUGGAGGUCCCUUACAAGUUAGAAGUGAUUGCUUUGACUACAAUCAUCAUUAAACUGGGUGUCUCAGUUUUCCCAUAUUCUGGCAAAAAUCAACCUCCAAAAUUUGGAGAUUAUGAAGCUCAAAGACAUUGGAUGGAAAUUACGGUUAACUUACCCAUACAGGAUUGGUAUAGAAAUACAACAGACAAUGAUUUAUUGUACUGGGGACUGGAUUACCCUCCUCUCACAGCAUAUCAAAGCUACCUAACUGGAUCGGUGGCUAAGAAAAUCAACCAAGACUAUGUAAAACUCCAUGUGUCUCAGGGAUUUGAAAACUUUGACCACCAAUAUUUCAUGAGGAUGUCCGUCCUUGUGUCUGAUUGUAUUUUCUUUGUCAGUGCACUUUAUUUUUACAUUAGAAGCUUGAAGAUGAGUAAUAAGUACAAAUGGGUUUUCUUUGCUUUGUCCUCACACUCUGGACUCACCCUUAUAGAUUAUGGUCAUUUUCAGUACAAUUGUGUUUCGUUGGGGUUGACCUUGUGGGCAAUCAUUUUUGUUUCUCAGGGAAAGAAUGUGUUAGCAGCAAUUGCCUUUUCAGCUGCCUUAAACUUUAAGCAGAUGGAGUUGUAUCAUGCAAUACUUCUAUUUGCUGGCUUCCUGUCAACCUAAAGGUUCCUCACUUCCCUCCCAACUAAAGAAUUUGGUCCAGAUUGGCGCUGCCACAGUG
Messenger RNA from Daphnia magna, 980 nucleotides. RefSeq names its product dolichyl pyrophosphate Man9GlcNAc2 alpha-1,3-glucosyltransferase-like. The transcript is spliced from 2 exons. Gene Ontology annotation, molecular function: dolichyl pyrophosphate Man9GlcNAc2 alpha-1,3-glucosyltransferase activity. Gene Ontology annotation, biological process: protein N-linked glycosylation. The coding region runs from base 275 to 922 and encodes 215 amino acids. The record is from RefSeq and is a predicted model, not a curated record. Gene Ontology annotation, cellular component: endoplasmic reticulum membrane. NCBI's taxonomy places the organism in Eukaryota, Metazoa, Arthropoda, Branchiopoda, Diplostraca, Daphniidae.